AUUUCUGCAGCUAGUUAAGCUUAAUAAAGCACUUGCUGAUGCUGAGACGACAAUAAAACUCAAGCCAGAAUGGUAGCACCUAAGAGCAUCAUCUCCUAUCCACAGGACAAGGCGAUCAAGAGGUACAGCGUGAAGAACAUCGUGGCAGCGGAAGGCAUCAGGAAUUUCAACGAGGCGUGCGUCCUUGAAGGUUACCAUCUGCCCAAGAUCUACAUCAAGGAGCGCUGGUGCAUAGGCUGCGCCAUCCAUAGGAAGGAAAUCGGUGUCCGCGCCCGUAAGGAACGCAAGACCCGCGCACCACCGGGACGCCUCGGCCGCAGGGCUACAAAUUAUGGAGAUGCAGAAAUGGGACAAAAUAUAUUCUCAUUUGUUAUCAGUGUGAUUGAAUCAGCGAUAAAGGUUUGGCAUGACACAGGAAAGGUGGAUGCAAAGGUCAAUUUCCUUCUUGAUGAUCAGAAGACUCACACUGAAAAAUAUGCCCCAGUGGUUAACAUUGAGAAGGCCUUUGAGUCAACUCAUACCCAUAGCAGUUGUUUCGCAUAUUUGCGGCAAUACUCUGAGGAAUCUUUUUUGAAGGCUGCUUGUAUGGUAGCACCUAAGAGCAUCAUCUCCUAUCCACAGGUCUGGAAAGGGCAAGGGUCAAGAAAAUGGAAGCUGGACCAGAGUGAUGGGUUCUUUGUACAAUUUGAAUCACCAAAUUUACGGAAGAUAUGGUUUGUUGCUAGCACAACAGAGAAGGGACGAGCAUUGUGCAGGCGAGGCAAGGUGCUCUUCUCCAGGCGCAGUUUGAAGACGACGACGAGAUGACGAGGGAGGCAGCACAAGGCGCGAGAAGGUGCUCCUCUGCUGCGGCGAACGGCGAUCAGGCGAGGGAGGCGAUGGCGGGCGAACGGCGACCAGGCGAGCCCCAAGAACGAGCACCACGAACGGCGACCAGGCGAGGCCCACGAACGGCGAUCAGGCGAGGCAGGCGAUGGCGGCGAACGGCUACCGGCGAGGCCCAAGAAUGAGCACCACGAACGGCGACCACGCAGGCGAACGGCGAUCAGACGAGGCAGGCGAUGGCGGCGAACGGCGACCAGGCCAGGCAGGCGAACGGCGAUCAGGCGAGGGAGGCGUGCGUGCGUGGGUGAUAUUGUAAUCAACUAUGGACGAGCGUGCGUGCGUGGGUGUGUUUGAUUCAACUGUUUUGUUUUGACCACGAGGUGGGGAGUGGAGAAAAUGACCACGAGGUGGGGAGGUACCUGAUUGGUUUUUGGACGGGGAGAAAAAAAUCCGUUUGGUUUUUGGA
Messenger RNA from Hordeum vulgare subsp. vulgare (domesticated barley), 1291 nucleotides. RefSeq lists its product as uncharacterized. The coding region runs from base 70 to 807 and encodes 245 amino acids. The record is from RefSeq and is a predicted model, not a curated record. Gene Ontology annotation, cellular component: cytosolic small ribosomal subunit; ribosome. Gene Ontology annotation, molecular function: structural constituent of ribosome; mRNA binding. Gene Ontology annotation, biological process: translation. NCBI's taxonomy places the organism in Eukaryota, Viridiplantae, Streptophyta, Magnoliopsida, Poales, Poaceae. The transcript is spliced from 7 exons.